This is a messenger RNA of Telopea speciosissima, 4233 nucleotides long. Its product is annotated as cullin-associated NEDD8-dissociated protein 1. The record is from RefSeq and is a predicted model, not a curated record. The transcript is spliced from 29 exons. Gene Ontology annotation, biological process: SCF complex assembly; protein ubiquitination. NCBI's taxonomy places the organism in Eukaryota, Viridiplantae, Streptophyta, Magnoliopsida, Proteales, Proteaceae. Bases 260 to 3928 code for a protein of 1222 amino acids. Gene Ontology annotation, cellular component: nucleus.
GUUUUUCAUCGUUCCUGGCCGUUCCAGUUUCCACCUUCUGCUGGAGUUCCAGUGACCUCCAACUACAUCGAUCAGAGAAAUAUUGACGACGCUACUCUAUCAGCUGUUCUUCGCAGUCAUUAAGAGGGGAAAGGUAGGGUUUUACUUCUUCCGUAUUUCGUUACUUAGUAAUCUACAGUUCACAAUAGGUUUGGUGAUAAAGCCACACACUGCAUUCUCUUUACCCGGACACAGGUCGUUCCCAUUUUAGUCAUUAAAAAUGGCAAAUAUAACUAUGAACAGUAUAUUGGAAAAGAUGACGGGUAAGGAUAAAGAUUACAGAUACAUGGCAACUUCUGAUUUACUGAAUGAGUUGAGCAAAGAUGGAUUUAAAGCUGACACGGACAUGGAGAUAAAACUGACAAAUAUCGUCUUACAGCAGCUUGAUGAUGCAGCUGGCGAUGUUUCUGCAUUGGCUGUGAAAUGUUUGGCGCCUCUUGUGAAGAAGGUUGCCGAGCCAAGGGUUAGAGAAAUGACUGAAAGGCUAUGUGUUAAAUUGCUAAAUGGAAAGGACCAGCAUCGCGACAGUGCAAAUAUAGCCCUGAAGACAAUAGUAUCAGAAGUCACUACCCCGACUGUUGCACAAUGUGUUUUGGUGUGUCUUACUCCACAAUUAGUGAAAGGAAUAACUGUCUCUGGAAUGAGCACUGAGAUUAAGUGUGAGUGUCUUGAUAUCUUGUGUGAUGUUCUUCAUAGAUUUGGGAAUCUCAUGACAGCAGACCAUGAACUGUUGUUGGGUUCACUAUUGUCCCAAUUGAGUUCCAAUCCGGCCAGCGUCAGAAAGAAGUCCAUUUCAUGUAUUGCUUCUCUUGCUUCAAGCAUGUCGGAUGAUCUGUUGGCAAAAGCCACAGUUGCAGUUGUUCAGCUCUUAAAAAAUAAGGGCCCAAAGCCUGAAAUGACUAGAACAAAUAUUCAGAUGAUCGGAGCCCUGAGUCGUGCUGUUGGAUAUCGUUUUGGACCACAUCUUGGAGAUACUGUUCCAUUGCUUAUUAACUAUUGUACAACUGCAUCAGAAAAUGAUGAAGAACUUCGAGAGUACAGUUUGCAGGCGCUUGAAAGCUUUCUACUCAGAUGCCCCAGGGAUAUUUCCUCCUAUUGUGAUGAAAUUUUGCGUCUUACUCUGGAAUUUUUAAGCUAUGAUCCAAACUUCACUGAUAACAUGGAGGAGGAUACUGAUGAUGAGAGCCAUGAGGAAGAGGAAGAUGAUGAGAGUGCAAAUGAAUAUACAGAUGAUGAGGAUGUCAGCUGGAAAGUUCGAAGGGCAGCAGCCAAAUGCUUAGCUGCUAUAGUUGUCUCCCGUCCAGAGAUGCUCUCAAAGCUGUAUGAGGAGGCAUGCCCUAAACUGAUAGAAAGGUUUAAAGAAAGAGAAGAAAAUGUCAAGAUGGAUGUAUUUAAUACUUUCAUUGAGCUACUACGUCAAACUGGAAAUGUUACGAAGGGACAGGCCGACAUAAAUGAAUCGAGUCCACGGUGGUUACUGAAACAAGAAGUCCCAAAAAUUGUUAAAUCUAUAAAUAAACAACUGCGUGAAAAGUCUAUCAAGACAAAGGUUGGUGCGUUUUCAGUUUUGAAGGAACUUGUAGUUGUCUUACCAGACUGCCUAGCGGAACACAUUGGGUCCCUUGUUCCUGGAAUUGAGAAAGCAUUAAGUGACAAAUCCUCGACCUCAAAUUUGAAAAUUGAGGCUCUAAUUUUCACCAGAUUAGUUAUGGCUUCACAUUCACCUUCUGUCUUCCACCAUUAUGUCAAGGCCUUGUCUGGUCCUAUAUUAUCUGCUGUUGGUGAGCGUUAUUACAAAGUCACUGCCGAGGCAUUAAGAGUAUGUGGGGAGCUUGUUCGUGUUGUACGCCCACCGGAUUUUAAGGGUUGUGAUUUUGAUUUUAAACCUUAUGUUCAUCCAAUAUAUGAUGCCAUUUUGACGCGUCUUGCAAACCAAGAUCAAGAUCAGGAAGUCAAGGAGUGUGCUAUUUCUUGCAUGGGACUCGUAAUUUCGACCUUUGGUGAUAACCUUCAAGCUGAGUUACCUGCAUGUCUUCCUGUGCUUGUUGACCGGAUGGGAAAUGAGAUAACCCGACUUACAGCAGUUAAGGCAUUUUCUAUCAUUGCUUCGUCUCCGCUCAAGAUUGAUCUAUCGUGUGUUCUGGAGCAUGUUAUUGCAGAGUUAACAGCAUUCUUGAGGAAGGCAAACCGGGCAUUGAGGCAGGCAACUUUGGGGACAUUGAAUUCUCUAAUUGUAGCUUACGGUGAUAGAAUUGGUUCACUUGCGUAUGAAGUUAUAAUUGCGGAACUUUCGUCUCUUAUAAGUGAUUCAGACCUGCAUAUGACGGCUCUUGCAUUAGAACUUUGCUGCACGUUGAUGGCUGACAGUAAUUCAAGCCCAAAUGUGGGUUUAGCUGUUAGAUAUAAAGUUCUUCCUCAAGCCCUAACAUUAAUUAGGAGCUCAUUGUUGCAGGGACAAGCACUUUUGGCUCUGCAAAGUUUUUUUGCUGCCUUGGUCCAUUCAGCAAACACAAGUUUUGACGAUUUGCUAGAUUCUCUUCUUUCUAGUGCUAAACCAUCUCCCCAGUCUGGUGGCCUUGCAAAGCAGGCACUGUACUCAGUAGCUCAAUGUGUUGCCGUUCUAUGCCUUGCUGCGGGUGAUCAGAAAUGUGCAUCUACAGUAGAAAUGCUUACAAACAUACUUAAAGAUGAUAGCAGUACCAAUUCUGCUAAACAACACUUGGCCUUGCUUUGUCUGGGAGAAAUUGGAAGAAGGAAAGAUCUCAGUUCACAUGCACACAUAGAAAACAUUGUUAUUGAAUCUUUCCAAUCUCCUUUUGAGGAAAUUAAAUCUGCUGCCUCCUAUGCUCUUGGAAAUAUAGCUGUGGGGAAUCUAUCAAAGUACUUACCUUUUAUUUUGGAUCAAAUUGAUAACCAACAGAAGAAGCAGUAUCUAUUGCUUCAUUCUUUGAAAGAGGUUAUUGCAAGGCAGUCUCUAGACAAAGGCUGCCAGGCUGAGUUUCAGGAUACGAGCGUGGAAAAGAUACUGAAAUUGCUUUUCAACCACUGUGAAAGUGAGGAAGAGGGUGUUCGUAAUGUAGUGGCUGAGUGCCUUGGCAAAAUUGCUCUUAUUGAGCCUGCAAAACUUGUUCCUGCACUUAAGGUGCGGACAACUAGUCCUGCUGCAUUCACUAGAGCGACAGUUGUAAUUGCGGCUAAAUAUUCAAUUGUUGAGAGGCCAGAGAGGAUUGAUGAGAUUUUAUACCCUGAGAUGUCCUCAUUCCUAAUGCUUAUAAAGGAUCAUGACCGGCAUGUUAGACGUGCAGCUGUGUUGGCGUUGAGUACGGCGGCUCACAACAAGCCAAACCUCAUUAAGGGGCUUCUUCCAGAGUUACUACCCCUUCUUUAUGACCAGACUGUGGUUAAGCAAGAAUUGAUCAGGACAGUUGAUCUCGGUCCUUUUAAGCACAUCGUGGACGAUGGUCUUGAGCUAAGAAAAGCAGCGUUUGAAUGUGUCGACACAUUACUGGACAGUUGUCUUGAUCAAAUGAAUCCUUCGUCUUUCAUUGUUCCUUACCUUAAAUCUGGUUUAGAUGAUCAUUAUGAUGUUAAAAUGCCUUGCCAUCUUAUCCUCUCCAAACUUGCGGACAAGUGUCCAUCUGCUGUACUUGCAGUGUUGGAUUCACUGGUUGACCCUCUGCAAAAAACUAUUAAUCACAAGCCAAAGCUUGAUGCUGUGAAGCAAGAAGUGGAUCGUAAUGAAGACAUGAUCCGGAGUGCUCUUCGAGCAAUUGCCUCCUUGAACCGCAUAAGUGGAGGAGACUGCAGCCUUAAAUUCAAGAGCCUCAUGAAUGAGAUAAUGAAAGCACCCUUGCUUUCUGAAAAAUACAAUUCCAUUCGUUACGAGUGAAGGGCUUUCCAGUUCCUGACAUGGUUGUGUGAAAUGGUGACGGAAAAGAGAUGCUGUCAUCAUCAACGUAAAUGCGGCCAGAGAAUCUUCUUCAGUGUGGCAUGAGGCUUGAAUACCCUUACUCCGCCCUCGCUCCCUUGUUAGUUAAUCUUUGGCGCAUAGGUAUAUACCCAUAAAAAGGAGGAGAAACUGAAUAUUGAAUUUCAGUUUUGGAUGGGGAGAACAAAGAAAAUAGGGGGCGAUUUGAUGGUGCUUUUUCUGUAAAUGGUUUAGUGCUCUUCCUCCCCCGGCCCCUCUUCCCAUAC